Molecule: messenger RNA, 1950 nt
Organism: Naegleria lovaniensis
Lineage: Eukaryota; Heterolobosea; Eutetramitea; Acrasida; Naegleriidae
Exons: 1
Coding region: 1-1950 (649 amino acids)
Source: RefSeq, a predicted model, not a curated record
AUGAUUAAUUUGGACGUUCAUUUUGAAAGUAAACUCUUGAGUGGCCAUCUCGCAUCGGAAUCAAAAUUUAGAGUAUUUUGUGAAUAUUAUUUUGAGCUGCUUGAACAUUUCAAUUUUAACGAGUUUCCGAAAUUGCCUUCUCUCCUAUCACACGAUUUAUUGAAAUUCUUUGAAGAGAAUAAUUUGCCAAUUUUGGUUCGUUUGGCAUCACUCUCUGAUUUUCCAGUGCAUAAAGAUUUUCCAUUUUAUAAAUUGUCUGUCAAGUUGAGAAACGAUGUAACGUUUGUGAAACAAGUACUGCUCGUUUGUAACAAACUAGACAUUUUGCAAAGUUGUACGUUAGGUGUCAAAAAUCUAGAAUUCAUGAAAGAAAUUGUUCAAGUGAAUGGCGCUGCUUUGCAAUAUGCUUCCUAUGAGAUUAAAAAAGACAAAGAAAUUGCAUUGUUGGCUGUGAAACAAAAUUACAAUGCAUUUGAGUAUGUGAGUGAAAACCUCAAAAAAGAUCGUGAUGUUAUUGAACAAGCUGUGAAAAAAGGAGGAUUACAGUAUGGAACAAGUGACAUGAAAGAUUCAAAAGAACUGGUCUUGCAAGCUAUUGGUGAAAACAUGCAUGCAUUUGAGUAUGCGAGUCAGAGAUUGAAACAAGAUGAAGAUGUUGUACUUGCGGCUGUGAGUUAUACCAAUUACCAAAUCAUACCUACGAAUUUGAGAUAUAGCCGAUCUUUUUGUUUGAAAUUUGUUAAGAAAAUUGGAUUUAAAGCCACUUCACAAUGUUCUGAAUCAUUGAUGUCAGAUCCUUCGUUUGUUUUGGAGUUACUUGAUUUAAAGUGUGGAAAAUGUACGGAUAUUUCAUUGCCAAAAAGUCUGAUGAAUGAUCGAUCUGUUGCUUUGAAGAUUAUCCAAAAACAUCCAUUUAGUGUAUUGUUGUGUCCUAACGACAGAGAACUUGUCAUAGAAGCAGUGAAAAGAGAUAUUUCAGUAUUGCCUAAUGUUGCAUAUUCAUUGCGACGAGAUUUCUCGUUUGGCAAAGAAAUGAUUGACAUCCAUCCUGAUACGUUGUUGUAUCUUGAUGCAGUGCUUCGCGAAAACGUGGAUCUGUUAUUAUAUGCUGUGAAGAAGGAUGGAAUGUGCAUCAGAUUUGUGAUGCCAAGUAAUAAGGAAGUUGUCAGAGAAGCAGUGAAACAAAAUCCUGAAGCCAUUCAAUUUGCUUCAAGCACUUUGAAAAAGGAUGAAGAAUUCAUGUUGGAAAUGAUGGAAUACACACCACUUGCUUUGAGAUAUGCAAGUUUUGAUUUACGAGUGAAUAAGGAGUUUGUUGCAAAAUCAGUGAUGAAGAAUGAGAAGGCAUCCAUUUAUGCAGAUUAUUCUCAGGACGAUUUGUUAUAUAACGCUCUCGGAUAUUCAAGCUGGUCAUUGAAGCAUAACAGAGAAUUUGUGUUGAAUUGUGUCAAGAAAAAUGGUCUCUCACUUCAACAUGCAUCCAAUGACCUCAAAUCGGAUAAGGAAAUUGUCACCCAAGCAAUCAUGCAAAAUCCAGAAUCAUUAGAAUAUUCGGAUUUGAGUUAUGACAAAGAGUUUGUGUUACAACUGAUACAACAGAACAAAAUCCAUUUGACAUUUAGAACUAUUUCAGAUACAUUGAAAAGUGAUGAAACUAUUGUGCUUGCAGUUGCAACUUAUGACCCAACUUUUAUGAUUGCAUUUAAUUUGGACACUGAAGAAAAUAUCAUACGUGUAUUUGAAGAUAAUCCCUCUGUUUUGAGAUAUGUGCGUGAACCAUUGAGCAGAGACAAAUCUUUUGUGAGAAAACUAUUGUUAAAAAAUCCUAUGGCACUGCAGUAUGUUAGAUCUGAGUUACUACUUGAUGCCAAAUUCAUAUUCUCUAUUUCGGAAAAUAAUUUCAAGAAGAUAUUCGAAAAUAUUAAGAACUGCCGAUUCCGUACGUACUAA